This is a messenger RNA of Penicillium alfredii, 306 nucleotides long. RefSeq lists its product as uncharacterized. The coding region runs from base 1 to 306 and encodes 101 amino acids. Lineage: Eukaryota; Fungi; Ascomycota; Eurotiomycetes; Eurotiales; Aspergillaceae. The transcript has a single exon. The record is from RefSeq and is a predicted model, not a curated record.
AUGCCCCAGAAGCCCUCGGAUCUUCUGAUAGCCAGGGAUAAACGGCUUCUCAAUUCCCAUAUCCGAAACGGUGUUGCCAUGCAGCAGUAUAUCAGCAUGUACACUUCAUGGCCCUCCGGACUGGCAUCAUUGCUGAAAGCAGGAUUCGAGAAAAGCAGACAAGCUUUCGAGUGGGCCGGCGCGGCUGAUUGUGUAGAAAGCGUCCAGCUCCUCCUAGCAACCAAGGGCUCGUUUCUGGGAGAAGAUGCGAUGGUGCAAGUGGGUUUUAACAGCGAUCCCCACAUCAUGGAGUUGAGAAAGUUAUAG